Molecule: messenger RNA, 1623 nt
Organism: Lithohypha guttulata
Lineage: Eukaryota; Fungi; Ascomycota; Eurotiomycetes; Chaetothyriales; Trichomeriaceae
Exons: 4
Coding region: 1-1623 (540 amino acids)
Source: RefSeq, a predicted model, not a curated record
AUGACAGUGAGACCAUCACGGCCUCAGAAAUCCAUGCAGAUCAUGGCUGGCACGAAGCAGAAGAUGGAUCUAUGUCCGCGAGAUGUCAACUGUGGUUGUAAAAAGGACAAGACGAUACCAACCUUAUCACCGUCACUACUGCACAUGGACGAUUGUAAUGACCCCGAUUGUGUCGAUUUCAAGCAACUACAACAAUUACAGCAAUCGAUCGACAAGUAUACUGACUACUCGCAUUACGAGAAGUGCUGUGAUGGCAAUCAUGCCGCAGGUGAGAAAUGUAACACUAACUACUGCUGUCAAGGCUCUGUGACGGAGCAUGAAGAGUGCGACGAAUGCCUGGAUGAUUGCGAUGAGUGUUUCGAGGAGCAUCACCUCGGCCACCCUUCUAGUCCCGACGAGAUGCAUGAAGCUGGGACCCCGGUAAAGUGCGAUGAAGACUGCGACCAAUGCGAAGAGGAAUGUGAGGAGAACGGCCACGAACGAAAAGAUUGUCCUCAGGACCACCACACGAGCUGGGAGAGUUGCUUCACCACCUGUGGCCAAUGUUUCGACCCUGCGCCGUUGCCAAUGCUUCCGGCGGAUGCAGAGAUGCAGCUCCAUGAUUUGAACAAUUACAUGCCACAUAUUACGCCGUGCGACGAGAGAUGCACUCCCCCUCCAUACAUUGACGAUGCAAUGGCCCUGGAUGCUCUGUUGCAGCCACAGGCUCAGUUUGAUCUGGAUUUAGACCACUGGCAGACCUUUCAGCAGGCGCACCACUGCGCUCCUGAUCCAUGCAUAGUUGAUCCUCUUCCUAAAUUCCAUCCUCCACAACACAUUGACCCGCAAUAUGGCUUCUCUUUUGGCUGUGAUCCUUUGCUACCCGGCAAUCAAUACACUUGGCAGCAGCACGAACAACCGUUUCAACAGAUGUGUAAUGUACAAGCCUUUGACAACUUAGACCUCAACAUGAUUGCAGCCAACGUGAAUAAUUUCACACCAAUCAAUUUCGAUGUUCCGGAACAGAGCACUAACCCGGGGCAAGUGCUGACAAACUUGACACAGAGAGAGAUUGCUCAAGCAGCCCGGCCAAAAUCGUCGACUCCACCUGUAAAGAUUGGUAAGACGUGUCAAUGGCUCAUGCCUUGCGGCUCCGUAUGUGGACAAACCUUUGCACGGACUGACGAUCUCAAGAAGCAUGUCAAGAAUAGUCAUCUGGCACUGAAAGGCACAAUCUCGUGCAGAUGGGGCUCUGCAUGCAAAGCGACUUUUGCCACCGAGGCUGCAUUGACUGGACAUAUAUCUAAGAAGCACUUGGCACCACUAUAUACACAAAGCUCAGCAGUACCAUCCAAAGCAGACUCCAAGUCGCCUGCGACAGCAUCUGAGAACACUACGGGCGAUGAGCUGCCAUGGAAAUGCACAUUCCCUGGCUGCAACAAAUCUUUUAUGUACAAACAAGCGUCAUUUGGCAAGCCACCGGCCAGAGCACGAGCAUAUGGAAUGCAAACACAAGCAUCUAGGAUUUCCCUCGUCUCGACAACCUUCGAAGGCACGAACAAUGUUGCAAGUAUGGGAAGAGGGCUGCCGAGGCAAGCGAUGGACAUGCUCACCACCACCACCACCACCAUCAUCACACCAUAG